Messenger RNA from Magnolia sinica, 2212 nucleotides. RefSeq names its product peptidyl-prolyl cis-trans isomerase PASTICCINO1. Lineage: Eukaryota; Viridiplantae; Streptophyta; Magnoliopsida; Magnoliales; Magnoliaceae. Bases 195 to 2051 code for a protein of 618 amino acids. The transcript is spliced from 20 exons. Gene Ontology annotation, molecular function: protein binding; peptidyl-prolyl cis-trans isomerase activity. The record is from RefSeq and is a predicted model, not a curated record.
AAAAAAAAAAGAAAAAAAAAGAAAAAAAAAGGUAAAAAAGAAGUUGGCGGAUACUCUGUGGGCGAGUCAAAAUAAGUAGACGAACCUAACACAAAACUCUUUGAGAAAAAAAGAAAGGUUUUGGGAUUAUUUUUACGGAAUUAGAGCUUUUUUGAGAGGAAUUCUUGGAAAAUUUCCAUCUGAUUGAGAGAAAAAUGGGAGCUGAUGAGAAUGCAGAACAGGAAUUCGUCCCCAAGCAGAAGAAAUCUUCCAGCGAAGACGAAAAGAGGCGAAAGAAUAUUACUCCUGGAAGUCUGAUGAAAGCUCUCAUUAGGUCAGGAGGGGGUACUGAGAAACCUAAAGAUGGUGACCAGGUUAUAUUUCAUUGCACAACUCGAACACUGGAUGGAGUUAUUGUUGAAUCUACAAGACCGGAACAUGGAGGCAAAGGUAAUCCCAUAAAAUAUGUCCUGGGGAAAAGCAAGAUGAUAUUGGGACUGUGUGAAGGAAUUCCUACCAUGUUGAAGGGUGAAGUGGCAAUGUUCAAGAUGAAGCCUGAGCUACACUACGGUGAGGUUGAUUGUCCAGUUGCAGUUCCGGAAGGUUUCCCCGAACGUGAUGAACUUCAUUUUGAGAUUGAGCUGAUAGAUUUCUUUAAAGUCAAGGUCAUCAGCGAAGAUUUAGGAGUUUUGAAGAAGAUAAUAAAUGAAGGGCAAGGGUGGGAAUCACCAAGGGAACCGUAUGAAGUAAAACUAUGGGUUACAGCAAAGACAGGCGAUGGAAAAGUGAUUCUUUCCCACACAGAAGGAGAACCGUUUUUCUUUACCUUUGGGAAAGCUGAGGUACCUAAAGGGCUUGAGAUGGGAAUAGGAACAAUGGCACGAGGGGAGAAGGCAAUAAUAUACGUUAGCAGUCUUUACUUAACUCAGUCCCCUUUCAUGCCAGUGGUUGAUGGUUUUGAAGAGAUUCAGUUUGAAGUGGAGUUAGUCCACUUUAUUCAGGUGCGGGAUAUGCUUGGUGAUGGGCGUCUCAUAAAACGCCGCAUUGUUGAUGGAAGAGGUGAGUUUCCUAUGGAUUGCCCUCUUCAUGAUAGUCUACUAUGUGUGCACUAUAAGGGCAUGCUUCUUAACAAGGAAAGGACGGUGUUCUAUGAUACGAGAGUUGAUAAUGAUGGUCAGCCUUUGGAGUUUGGUUCCGGAGAAGGACUGGUGCCUGAGGGGCUUGAGAUGUGUGUUCGCCUUAUGCUGCCUGGAGAGGUAGCUCUCGUCACAUGCCCUCCUGAUUAUGCAUAUGACAAAUUUGCAAGGCCUGCGAAUGUUCCGGAGGGUGCUCAUGUUCAGUGGGAAAUUGAAUUGCUUGGUUUUGAAAUGCCCAAGGACUGGACUGGUUUAAGCUUCAAAAGUAUAAUGGAGGAAGCAGACAAAAUUAAGAACACGGGAAACAGGCUAUUUAAAGAAGGAAAAUUUGAACUUGCUAAGGCGAAGUAUGAGAAGGUUCUUCGAGAGUAUAAUCAUGUUAAUCCACAAGAUGACGAGGAAGGGAAAAUCUUUUUAAAUUCAAGAAACUCGCUACAUCUAAAUGUGGCAGCAUGCUACCAGAAAAUGGGUGAAUGUAGAAAAUCCAUUGAAGCAUGUAACAAGGUGCUAGAUGGGAGCCCUGCGCAUGUUAAAGCUCUCUAUCGCCGUGGGGUUGCGUACAUGUCAGCUGGGGAUUUCGAUGAAGCAAGGAGCGACUUUAAAAUGAUGAUAGAAGUCGACAAAUCCUCAGAACCUGAUGCUACUGCCGCCCUUAUGAAACUAAGACAAAAGGAACAGGAAGUUGAGAAAAAGGCUAAGAAACAAUUCAAAGGAUUGUUUGACAAGAAACCGGGAGAGAUUGCGGAUGUUGGACAUGACUCGAUGGUAGAACCGAACCCAGAAACGGAAAACCAUGAAGCUGAGGAAGUGGACCAAAAUGAGAAUGAACCGGAGAGAGUUCGUGAAGCUGCUCCCAUGGGUCUUUUUGCACGGUUGUGGCCUACAGGUAGGAGGUUUUUCACAGCUCUAGGAUUAGAAAGAUGUUCUAUUCUGUGAGGUAGAGAUAUUGUAAUUGUAGCUUUGAAAUGCUCCCUGGCCCACUUUGCCUGGACCUGAGUUGGAUCGGGCAGUUGGGGUAAAUGUAGUAAUAAUAAUCAUCUGUAGCCUGUGUUACUACUUGAACUUCCCACAUGAAAAUAUCGAAGGGGUACAAGUUG